Messenger RNA from Papilio xuthus (Asian swallowtail), 1334 nucleotides. RefSeq names its product mitochondrial ribosomal protein L37 (gene mRpL37). The transcript has 5 exons. Bases 77 to 1312 code for a protein of 411 amino acids. Gene Ontology annotation, cellular component: mitochondrion. The record is from RefSeq and is a predicted model, not a curated record. Lineage: Eukaryota; Metazoa; Arthropoda; Insecta; Lepidoptera; Papilionidae.
CAAUUUGACAUUGUCAAAUGAAAUCCUAACCUCAUUGCUAACGAAACAAAAUUUUUUAAAUCACCGAAGAUCAAAAAUGAAACUAUCACGAGUAUUAAAUCGACAACACAUAGAUUUUAUGUUUAAAAAACAUUGGUUAGUGCAAGGAAAGCGUGUUCCAAUUGACACUGGUGCGGAGAAUGUUCUUAGGGAAAAGGGUAUUCCCGUUGAAGAUGCACUUGAAUUUAUCAAAGAAAAACCAGGACCACGAGAGAGAGUAAAUAUUGUUGGACCAUAUGAACCUCAACUACCAUUAGACGAGACACACCCAGAUUACAAGACAAGACCCUGCCUUACACUCACCAACAAAGAUGUCUUACUCGAAGGCAUUGCUCAAGCUCAAGUAUUAACAAAAACUAUAAUAGCAAAGAACAAACUACCAAAUAAAAUUGAAGAAUUGGCUGAAAUAACUAUACCUAAAGCUGUUCAUGAAGGAGUCAAAAAAGCAAUUUUAUCAUCCAAUGUGUUUGAUUGUGAACAAGAAAAGCUACCCAAGAUUAAAGACCCUGUCAGACCAGCUUAUAACUUCCCUAGAAUCUUGGGGAUUACAGAUCGGAGACGCAACCAAAUAAUUACCAACAAACUGUUGCAACUCAUUGAAAGAUGUAGUGAUUUUGAACUCACUCAGACAAGAUAUACAUUGAAUGAUGUGCAAUGUAAAACUGUAUUUGAUAAAGAUGAUGACUUGAUACAAUUUCAAGAUGUAUCCAACAUAUUGGUAACAAGUAAUAUUCCAUUGAAACAUGAUAUGAAUGAGAAGGACAUCCCAUUUGUUGAAAUACCAGACCUGUAUCCUGUAAAGCACACUGUCACAUUGCCUCCAGAACAUUUUUAUGAUGAAAAAAGCAUAUUUCCUAUUCAAUUAAAUGUAAGUAGGAAACAUCCGCACACCACAUGGCUGCAUUUCAACAGAACUGAAGUGAACAAUAUUUAUGAAACACCAGUGACAGACUCACAGAUAUAUGGCAGAGCACUCACACAUGCAUUCACCGUGGCUUCAGCAUAUGCAAAAGAGUUGCAUGGGGAAGAAGUUCAAGACUUGCCGGAACCGAUAUACGUGAACUGCAUACAAACAGACGGACAGAAAUAUCAUUUUGGUGUUUUUGAACUGAACACAUUAAAUGUUGACGGUGUUGAAGGUACAAAGAAUGUGUGGUAUUGCAAAAAUGAUGUGAAACUUUACGAUAGGAGUUGUUAUUUCAAUGGAAUGCCAGUCUUAGAAAACUACAACCCUAAGAUAUAUGGAUAUAUUAAUGCUUUUUACAACUGCUGAAAUGUAGUCCAAAAUGUAGUAU